Anopheles darlingi is the source of this 2194-nucleotide messenger RNA. RefSeq names its product sideroflexin-1-3 (gene Sfxn1-3). Gene Ontology annotation, molecular function: monoatomic ion transmembrane transporter activity. The transcript is spliced from 5 exons. Gene Ontology annotation, cellular component: mitochondrial inner membrane. Bases 472 to 1443 code for a protein of 323 amino acids. Gene Ontology annotation, biological process: serine import into mitochondrion; monoatomic ion transport. The record is from RefSeq and is a predicted model, not a curated record. NCBI's taxonomy places the organism in Eukaryota, Metazoa, Arthropoda, Insecta, Diptera, Culicidae.
CCAAGAUCAAAACCCGCAGAUAGUACAGGAGAACAAUCAGUCGAUUGGAAGAAAAAAAACCCGUAAAACUCUUCGGGAUCGGCCACACCAGAGGUAUCAGGAAACGAUUGUUCGUUGGUAGCGAGUUUGGAACGAAUCUGCUGUCGCCGGGCCGACCCAAGAUGCAAAUUUGACCGUGUCUGGGUGUGUGUGAAGUCAUUUACAACGAAGCGCGCUUAUCAGUAGCCGGGUCAGAGGCAGGAGACGGCGGGAACAUUGUCGUUCAAGUGCCCUCAACAAAAUAAUCGCUCGUACACUCCAGCCCGCAGCCCAGCAAGCCGCGAUCGCGUCCCGUGUUUCCCCGUCCACGCACACGGCUCAGUCUCGCACGGCCAGUGAAACCGAAAGCACCUCCACCUCUAAGUAGGCGCCCCUGGCGACGAUAGCACUCCGAGCUUACAUAAUCCUCAUCGUCACCUUUCUGCUGUAACCAUGGCUACCACCGAACUACCUCGCGUUAACCUGGAUGAGCCGCGCUACGACCAGAGUACGUACCUGAACCGUGCCAAGCACUUCCUCGUCGUCACCAAUCCGCUGAAUGCGUUCGCCACCGAGGAGCAGCUCGACCGGGCUGCCCGUAUCGUCCGCGACUAUCGUGCCGGAAAACCGGUACCGGAUGUGCGGAGCGUCGAUGAACUGUGGAGCGCCAAGUACCUGUACGACAGUGCGUUCCAUCCGGAUACGGGCGAGAAGAUGUUGCUGGUGGGCCGGAUGUCGGCCCAGGUGCCCAUGAACAUGACCAUCACCGGCUGCAUGAUGACGUUCUACAAAUCGACGCCGGCCGUCAUCUUCUGGCAGUGGUUCAACCAGUCGUUUAACGCGGUCGUCAACUACACCAACCGUUCUGGCGCCUCUCCCAUCAGCCAGGAGCAGCUUGUUACCUCGUACUGCAUGGCAACAGGUGGCGCUCUCGUGACCGCCCUUUCGCUUAAUCGUCUCGUGCGGAAUGCACCACCACUGGUCGGGCGUCUCGUUCCGCUGGCAGCCGUUGCCGCCGCGAAUUGCAUUAACAUUCCACUGAUGCGCAUUCAAGAGAUCAAGAACGGCGUCACGUUGCUGGAUAAGGAUGGCAAGGAAUUGGGUCAAUCUGUGCGAGCCGCCAAAGAGGGCAUUUCGGCCGUCACCUUUAGUCGUAUCCUUAUGGCUAUGCCUGGCAUGGUUUUUACUCCGGUCCUGAUGAACAGUCUCGAGAAACGCGGAUUCAUUCGCCGUUUCCCGUGGGCCAACGCACCGAUCCAGACGCUGUUCUGUGGGUUGUGUUUGACCUUCGCGACGCCGCUCUGCUGUGCGCUGUUCAGCCAGAAGGCGUCAAUCUCCGUAGAUAGCCUGGAGGAAGAGCUGCGAACCAAGCUGCGCAAGGAGCGCCCCGAGCUGGACGUAGUGUACUACAACAAGGGCCUCUAAGGAGGCAAGCGGAAAAUCCUCAACAGCCAUUGCCUCAGGAAAGCCUCCAUGGGUUCCAUGGACUCGGCGGAACGGCAUUUAAUCAAUCGCGGUGCAUAUCCAUUUUCUUUGAUCUGGCGCCUGCAGCAAGCAGGCCCGGGCAUUGUGGUUAGGAUAGGUUUUUAAGGAAACAUCCCCCUGUAACUCCACUUAUCUUUUUCGGCCAUAUGCGCUUGCUUACUUACUAGUGCAAUUUUCCCUUUCUCUCUCAAUCUCUCUUUGUUGACUAGUUUUUAGGUUCCUAUUGUGCUCGGUUAUAAUACGCGCUGCGAUGGCCUCCUCGUACGAUACGAUAGAACAUUUUCAAAGUGCACGUGACAAUAAGUGUGUGUAUUUACCUGUAUGUAUGUGCGUGUGUAGCUGUUCGGCCGUAUCAUGGCCAAUCAAUCGGACAGUGUAUACUCUGGCGUUGUUGAGCCUGCAUUUAACCUGCCCCUGAAACCAAUAAACCAUCAAGGUGAACCCAGAAUAGAAGCAAUGAAAGCAAUCACUUGUGGAAUUUAUCUUUCGUUUCCCGUUUUUUUUCGUUCGAAAAAUCAGGUGUUUCUAUGAUCAUAUUAGAUCCUGAAACCUAUCUAAGACCAUCUGAGACACUGAAGCUGAGACCUCCGUUAUCUUCUUUCACCAAAUUUAUCAACUUUAUGAAGUUCGCAUGUUUGAAUUUGUUAAGCAUCCACUUAUGGUCAAUAGGUUGCAUCGAAAAGGAACAGAG